Panicum hallii is the source of this 1756-nucleotide messenger RNA. RefSeq names its product cytokinin dehydrogenase 1-like. Lineage: Eukaryota; Viridiplantae; Streptophyta; Magnoliopsida; Poales; Poaceae. The record is from RefSeq and is a predicted model, not a curated record. Bases 45 to 1610 code for a protein of 521 amino acids. The transcript is spliced from 4 exons. Gene Ontology annotation, biological process: cytokinin metabolic process. Gene Ontology annotation, molecular function: cytokinin dehydrogenase activity; FAD binding.
CAAUCACACCUUGCCCUGCGGAUUAAGCUCUGCCAACGUCGCUAAUGGCGGUGGUUUACCUGCUGUUAGCCGCGGUAAUCGCCUCCUGCCAUGCACAGGCCACGCCCGGCGACCUUCCCUGGCCGGCCUCCCUCGCCGCGCUCGCGGCGGAGGGCAAGCUCCGCACCGACAGCAACGCCACCGUGCCGGCCUCCAUGGACUUCGGCAACAUCACCUCCGCGCUCCCGGCGGCCGUGCUCUACCCGUCGUCCACGGCCGACCUCGCCGCGCUCCUCGGCGUGGCGCACGCCACCCCCGGGUGGCCGUACACCCUCGCGUUCCGCGGCCGCGGCCACUCCCUCAUGGGCCAGGCCUUCGCCCCCGGCGGCGUGGUCGUCAACAUGCCGUCCCUCGGCAGCGACGCCGCCGCCCCGCGCGUCAACGUGUCGGCGGACGGCCGGUACGUGGACGCCGGCGGCGAGCAGCUGUGGAUCGACGUGCUGCGCGCGUCGCUGGAGCGCGGGGUGGCGCCGCGGUCGUGGACGGACUACCUCCACCUCACCGUCGGCGGGACGCUCUCCAACGCCGGCGUCAGCGGCCAGACGUUCCGUCACGGCCCGCAGAUAUCUAACGUGUUCGAGCUGGACGUGAUCACCGGCCGCGGGGAGACGGUGACGUGCUCCAAGGAGCUCAACGCUGACCUGUUCGACGCCGUCCUCGGCGGGCUGGGCCAGUUCGGCGUGAUCACCCGCGCCCGGAUCGCACUCGAGCCGGCGCCGGCGCGGGCGCGGUGGGUGCGCCUCGUGUACACCGACUUCGCCACCUUCACCGCCGACCAGGAGCGGCUCGUCCGGCCGCUGCCCGGCGGCACGUUCGGGCCGAUGAGCUACGUCGAGGGGUCGGUGUUCGUGAACCAGAGCCUCGCCUCCGACCUGAAGAACACGGGGUUCUUCUCCGACGCCGACGUCGCCAGGGUCGUCGCGCUCGCCAAGGAGAGGAACGCCACCACCGUGUACAGCAUCGAGGCCACCCUCAACUACGACAACGCUACGGCUGCUGCCUCGGUGGAUCAGGUGCUCAAGUCCGUGCUGGACGGGCUCAGGUUCGAGCCGGGGUUCGCGUUCGAGCGCGACGUGGCGUACGUGGAGUUCCUGGAGCGGGUGCACAACGAGGAGGUGGCGCUGAACAAGAUCGGGCUGUGGCGAGUCCCCCACCCCUGGCUCAACAUGUUCGUGCCGGGGUCGCGCAUCGCCGACUUCGACCGCGGCGUCUUCAAGGGCAUCCUGCAAGGCACCGACAUCGUCGGCCCGCUCAUCGUCUACCCCGUGAACAAAGCCAAGUGGGACGACGGCAUGUCGGCGGCGACGCCGGCGGAGGACGUGUUCUACGUGGUGUCGCUGCUCUUCUCGUCGGUGGCGGGCGACCUGGCGAAGCUGCAGGCGCAGAACCAGAGGAUCCUGCGGUUCUGCGACCUCGCCGGGAUCCAGUACAAGAGCUACCUGGCGCGGUACACGAACCGCGGUGACUGGGUCCGGCACUUCGGCGCCGACAAGUGGAGCCGGUUCGUGGAGAUGAAGAACAAGUACGACCCCAAGAAGCUGCUGUCCCCCGGGCAGGACAUCUUCAACUGAUCAACCCAUGCGUCGCCACUAACUCGGUCGCAAAUGCUUUCUUGGGUUGAUAAUGUGAAUUCUCAGCCGUUAAUCUGUAUAUGUGAUCACUGAUCUCAAGGUCAUUUACGUCAUGGGAGAUAGUAAUAAAGUGAAAUUGCAUCUCA